Molecule: messenger RNA, 3240 nt
Organism: Naumovozyma dairenensis CBS 421
Lineage: Eukaryota; Fungi; Ascomycota; Saccharomycetes; Saccharomycetales; Saccharomycetaceae
Exons: 1
Coding region: 1-3240 (1079 amino acids)
Molecular function (GO): nucleic acid binding
Source: RefSeq, a predicted model, not a curated record
AUGCUAGGUCUGCAGAAAAUAAUUGACCUCUCCAUGUCAAUCAAUUUAUCGAAUGUGGAACCAGAUCUGAUCAAAUCGACAGAUGAAUACCCUUUGGAGGUGAUUCCUGGAGAAUUCCACGAACAGCAAGUCUAUAUAACGGACCCUGCUAUGAUUCAUGACAUUUCAAAACUAAAUUAUGGUCGAAUAAGUAGAGAUAAAUCCAUGGAUAAAAUAGAACAACAAGAUUUAAAACGUCACAUCAUUGAAAUGGCUACCACUUUUUACAGAUACAAUAAUAAACAUUUACGAGAUAACGUAAGGAAACCAUCAGUCACUACAGUGAGCAAGUAUUUCGGUAUAGCAAGGCAAACCUUUGAUGAUCAUUUAAAAGGUUUCCAUAAAAAUAGUGUCAUAUUCGGAGCUGCAUCAAAACCUUUAUUGGAAUCAAAUGAAAUAUUGUUAUUCAAGGCAAUGUUAAGUAUUGCUCAUAAUAAUGAGUUCCCAUUACCUAACAUGGACGAUGAUUUAAAAUAUUAUAUUGAAAGGUUCUUAAAUAGGAAAAAAUUGGCUUUGAAUGAAACUGAAACUGUUGACGAAUUAUUAGACAAACUAAAUAAUGCUACCACUAUCAGUCCGAGUGAUCCGCAUAAUGAUCCUUUCACGUUACUUUCUGCAUAUUCUAUCAUCCACGACGGGAUAUUAAUUAAAACGUCCGAUUUGAAUGAUCAUACGUUCAAUAGUAAACUGAGGAAUACAUUCAAUGCAUUAAAUUAUAUCAAGAGACUCGCUAAAAAUAAUAAUGUCAUGAAAAAUAGGAAUAAUAGUAAUGUUAACAGCGGUUCUUCCUCAAAUAAUAAAGUGGUUAGUAAACGUACUAUUACGAGAAUUAGACAAAAAUUGGGCAUUUCACAAAAGAAAAGGAAAUUAUUGAUCAACGAGAAACUACAUCCAACCAUUAACAACAAUAAUAAUGACAAUAACAAUCGUGAAAACAGAAAUUGUAAUGAUGAAGAUGAUCAGGUUAAAAAUAAGGAAUGGCUGAGGUCCAACAUUUUAUUCAACCAAUCUUUAACUGAAUAUGAUGAUCGUAUUUGGAAUUGUGACGAAAUAUUAAUUAAAGUAGGGGAAAUUGGUGAUAGAUAUCGUUCUCCUAAAAAAUUGAAAAGCAAAAUAUCAACAAAUAAUAAUAAUAAUAAUGAUAAUAAUAAUACUAAGAACGCAUCACUUUUACAUAUCGAAGAACAAGAGAGACGAAAACAACCCUUUAAUAUACCUGGUGGGCAUGGAACUCAAAUUCAAAAUCCUGAGGAUGACCGUAGAUCAAAUGGAAGUAAAAUCGAAACAAAAGAAUCACGACAAAACAACGAUGAAAAGAGAAAUAGAAACGAGAACGAAAAUUAUUUCCAUAAGUCAUUUCAAUCUAAUAAUAACACAGAUAAUAUCAGUGAAAGUGUCAUAGAUACAUUAUUAAGAACAGAAGACAAUAGGGGUAACAAUGACAAUGGCAGCUAUUCAUUGGAUGGAAUCGAUACUGUGAGUUCUUCAAGAAUACCGCAUGAUUUAGACCAUAUAGGCCAUCAAACUGUUAAUCCUGUGGAUCUAGGGGAUCAUUCUAAGUUUGCACAUCAAAUCCAUUAUAACUUUGAUGAUACGGAAAAAAAUCAACCAUCAGCUAAAGAUGGUAAUGACGGAGAAGAAGAGGAUGAGGAGCAAUCAACAGGAGGAAUGAGGGAGGACAGUAACUUGCAAGACACUACUACUACUACUACUACUACUAAUAAUAAUAAUAAUACUGUUAUGAUUUCAAUAGCUGAUGAUGAGUUUUCUUUACUAUACACUGUAGGCAUUGAUGGAUCUAUUUUGAAGCCAAAUAUCAUCUUGAAUUCGGAGUAUGAUAACCGCACUAAUGGCAGAGAUUCCAUCAUUUCACAAAUAAAAUAUAAUCGGAUGAAGGAUGAUUGGAUCAUCACAAUCCCUUCAAAAGAAGAUGAAGAAGAAAGGAACAAAAUCGAAAUAUUUUCCAAGUAUAUCAUAGAAUGUUUCCAUAAACAAACUGCAAAAUUCUUACAAUCGAAAGGUUUAGAUUAUCAUAGUACAAGACGAUUAUUAAUUAUUAAUUCUGAAAUUAUACCCUUCCAAAUGGAUUUUCUACGAGUUUUAAAUGAAUUAAAUAUUGAUCUUUUAAUUAUUCCUUCAUAUUCUUCCACUAUGUUACAACCAUUAGAUUUCGGGAUUCUAAAUUUCUUCAAAUCUGAAUUGAGAAAAUUGAAUAGACAGUGGUAUUCAGGUUCUUUGGUCAUACCAAAAAUGUACAAAGAUGAACAUGUUGAUGACCAUACGACUAAUAAUAAUGAGGCACAAAAUAAUUACUUUCUAAAUCAUGACUAUGAGCAUAAUAAUAAUCAUGGUUAUACGAUACAUCAAAAUCUUAAUAACUCAAUAUCCGAUGAUCAUCAGAGAAAGAAAGCUAAAGAUAGCAAUACAGACGAUAUGACGCUGACUGAUCAAAUUGAAAUUAUUUAUUACCUUCAGAAUUCAUUAUCCAAGAGAAUCAAAAAUAUUCAUGAUAUUGUUAGAAAUGGGUUUGGACGUGUAAUGAUCAAUGUCGGAUUGAAUCAUGGCAAAUUAAUGCAGUUUAUAUAUAACUGUGAAGAAAAUAUUAGAUUGAAAGAGCUAGACAACGGUGCUACGGCCUUGCCAGGGAAUGAAAUGUCUGGGAGAAUAAGAAGAAGUAAUAUAGACAUUACUCCACCACAUACGGCAGAGGAGAGAAGGCAAGAUGAGCACCACCAUAUAAAAUUUAAUGAUGAUAAUAAUGAUGAUGAUGAUGAGGAAGAAGAGGAGGAACAAGAAGAAGAAACUUUGUAUCACAAGGAAUCGCAAAGGUAUAGUCAUAAGAUUGAUGAUGAUCAUGAGCAUAAUCAUACUAAUAACCAUUUCACGGUUCCUAUGUCCAAUCAUCCUAAUAAUCACCAUACCACUACUAAUACGAAUCAUAAUGAGAAUGGGAAUGAACAUGAGGCAAUGUUAACUAAUUCUGCUAAUACAGAGGAUGAUUUACGAUUAGCCAAUAUUGUUAGAGAGAAUAUCUCUGAUGCUACCAUGACAUCAGUAUUUUUUGAGCCAUUAUUACCUGUUCCAGAUUUAGAAGGGAAUCAAUCUCAUCAUGACUUUACUAACAGUGACAAUGCCAAUAAUAAUGACACUAAUAAUAAUAGUAAUAAUAAUAAUACUAAUAAUUCGCAUGGAAUGGAUUAA